AUGACAACUGGAGAAUCAUCCGCUACACGUGACCAAAACAUAGCACUUCAAUGCCCGAAAUUGACUGAAACGAACUACACGACAUGGGCAAUUAUGAUGGAGACGAUAAUGAAGGCAUAUGGUAUUUGGGAAACGAUAGUUGCAAAAGAAGGAGAAACAACAAGUGAGAAUAAAGAAAACACAUCGAAGGCAAUGAUCUUUCAAACAUUGCCACAAGAUGUAUUAAUGCAAGUUGCUCAAUACUCGACUUCAAAGGAAGUAUGGGAUUCGAUUGAAGUCGAGUAUUUAAGAGCCGACCUAGUUCAAAAGGCACAACUACAAACCUUGAGGAGUGAACUAGAGACAUUAAGGAUGAAAGUGAAUGAAAAUGUAAGUGAUUUUGGAGGAAAGUUAAGUAGUAUAAAAGCCAAGUUUAAAGGCCUUGGUGAAACUUUGGAAGAUAAGACGCUUGUAAGGAAACUACUUAACUCUGCUCCAAAGAAGUUUCUACCUAUUGUGAUGUCCAUUGAACAAUGUCAAGAUUUAGACAAGAUGACAUUUGAAGAUGCCGUUGGAAGACUAAUUGCUUUCGAGGAACGACUCAAAAGCCAAGAUGAACAUGAAGAAAAUCAUCAAGACAAACUUUUAAUGGCAAGUUCAAGCAAUCAAAGAAAUGGUAGAGGACGGGGAAAAAAAUUCAAUAAAGGAGAAAGAAACGUUAACAAUGGAGAAAGAGGUCGAGGAAGAGACAAACAACAAGGAGGACGAGACAAGAAAGACAUGAAAUGCUACAACUGCAACAACUAUGGACACCUUGCAUAUGAGUGCACCAAAUGGAAAGAAAAAGACAAGAAUGAAGAAUCUCUUAUCGCUUACUACUCCGAUGAUGACCCAAAGUUACUUUGA
Molecule: messenger RNA, 885 nt
Organism: Erigeron canadensis
Lineage: Eukaryota; Viridiplantae; Streptophyta; Magnoliopsida; Asterales; Asteraceae
Exons: 1
Coding region: 1-885 (294 amino acids)
Molecular function (GO): nucleic acid binding; zinc ion binding
Source: RefSeq, a predicted model, not a curated record